CCCACAUCAACAACAACAUCAUCCAAAGAAGUCCCAUCAUGGGUCUGCCAAUAAUACUAGCCGUCGCUGUUACAAUUCUGGGCCUCUAUUAUUACUUCACCAAAGAGCAGAACCCUUUCGAGAAACACGGCUUGCCCUACAAACAAUCAAUCCCUCUACUGGGCAGCUCUUGGUCGGCCAUGCUCCACCUCAAACCAUUCGCAACGAUGGUCCAAGACAUCUACGACAUGGCAGCCGAGGCAAGAUACGUCGGUUUUUAUCAUCGGAUGGCGCCAGUCGUCAUGCUUCGGGAUCCAGAGCUUAUCAAAUCGGUGGCCAUCAAGAAUUUCGAUCAUUUCCCCGAUCAUCGGACCUUCACGAGUGGAGAACCCGACCCCUUCUUCAGCAGCAAUCUAUUAUUACUUCGAGGCGACAGGUGGAAGGAAGUCAGGUCACUUCUGACCCCUGCCUUCACUUCUAGCAAGUUGAAGGCUAUGUUUGUCCUCAUGUCCGAGUGUGCCACAAACAUUGGACAGUUUCUCGCUAGCCUACCGGCUGACCAAAGGACGAUCGAGAUGAAGGACGUCUUCACCAGGUACACCAACGACGUGUUCGCCAGCUGCGCUUUCGGCAUCAACGUGGACUCCAUGAUCGAUCGCGAGAACAAGUUCUAUGCGUAUGGCAGGGAGGCUUUGGAUAUUCACAGCAUCGGAAUUCAUAAGAUCGUUAUGCUGUAUGUCUUCCCAAGGCUAGCUAAGCGGCUGGGUAUACGGUUCAUAAGGAAAGAGGUGUUGGAGUUCUUCGAAAGUGUCGUGUCAGCGAAUAUCGCUGCUCGAGACGAGACAGGUAUCUUUAGGCCUGAUUUGAUUCAAUUGAUGAUGGAGACUAGGGGAAAACUGGGUCCUGGCAAGGAGUUGACGAUAGAAGACAUGACCUCUCAAGCUUUCGCUUUCUUCUUUGGUGGUUUCGAGACGACUUCGAGCUUGUUGUGUUUCGCUGUUCACGAGUUAGCAGUGAAUCGUGGGAUUCAAGAGAGAUUACAGAGGGAAAUAGACCAGGUGAUGUGUGAUUCUAAUGGAGAAGUCACUUAUGAAAUGGUUAAUGGGAUGAAAUAUCUGGAUGCUGUGGUUAACGAAGCGCUGAGGUUGUAUCCGGUUAUACCCAUCACUGACAGACAGUGCGUUAAAGAGAUCGAAUUACCUCCAGCCACGCCAGGGACGAAGCCUUUUCUCAUGAAAGAGGGUUCGUAUCUUUGGUUACCGAUUUACGCGAUUCAGAGAGAUCCUAAGUACUUCGAUCAGCCGGAGAAAUUCGAUCCUAGUCGAUUUUUGGAUAGACAGGGCAAUAUUCUUCAUUCUGGAGCGUAUCUGCCUUUUGGGAUGGGGCCGAGAAUUUGUAUCGGUUAUCGAUUCGCUCUUGUGGAAGCCAAAGUUGGCUUGUUUCAUAUCCUCGCCCGUUGCAAGCUGGACGUUUGUAGCGAAACACAGAUACCUAUGAAGUUGGGGAAAGCAGGAGCGUUCUUGAAGGCUGAAAAAGGAUUUUGGCUGCAGGUUCGACCGAGAAAUAAUCCAUUUACCUCGACAAAUCCCAUAAUGGAUCCGUGGACAGUGGCUUUAACGUUGGGCGUGGUUGUAGUUACAUGGUACUACAUUAAAAGGAGCUACAGUUUCUUCAGUGAUCGGGGAAUCCCGUACCUGAGACCACUUCCAUUGCUUGGAAGUCUUUGGAAAGCCGUCUUUCAACGCAUACCUUUCGCUGAAGCAAUCCUGGAAGUCUACGACCUUCAUCCUACCGCGAAAUAUGUCGGUUUCUACGAUUUCCUGACACCUGUGAUCACUAUUCGCGAUAUCGAGCUGUUAAAAUCCAUCACGGUGAAGCACUUCGAGCACUUCCAAGACCAUCGAGCCCUCCAGAAAGACAACGCGGAUCCCCUGUUCAGCAAGAACCUCUUCACCCUUCGUGGUGAACGCUGGAAAGAAGUGAGAACCAUGCUAAGUCCAGCGUUCACCUCCAGCAAGAUGAAGGCAAUGUUCCAUCUGAUGAUCGAAUGCGCUGAUCGUUACGGGAAUUUCCUAGGCACGUUACCCGAGGGCAAGCGUACACUAGAACUCAAGGACGUUUUCACCAGGUACACCAACGACGUGAUCGGUACUUGUGCUUUCGGGGUAGAAGUGGACUCGAUGGCAGACAGGAACAACACGUUCUACGUGUACGGUAGGGAGUCCACGAGCUUCGGUAGGAUUCAGUCGAUAAAAUUCUUCGUCGUACGAAGUGCGCCUUUCAUAGCGAAGCUAUUUGGUAUAAGGCUUGUGUCCAGCAAGAUCGCGAACUUCUUCAAAGAAAUGGUGGCUGACACCAUAAAAUACAGGGACGAGAAUAACGUCGUUCGACCAGACAUGAUUCAGCUGAUGAUGGAAACUAGAGGAAAAGUGGGCCCAGGGAAAGAGCUCACUAUCGAGGACAUGACCGCCCAAGCGUUCAUCUUCUUCUUCGGCGGUUUCGAGAGCACCUCGACCUUGAUGUGCUUCGCUGCUUACGAGAUAGGGGUGAACCCUGAGAUCCAAAAGAAACUGCAGGAAGAGAUCGACGAAGUUUUGGAGAACUGCAAGGGUGAACCGACGUACGACGCGAUCAAUGACAUGAAAUAUCUCGAUGCUAUCAUUUACGAGGCCCUGAGAAUGUAUCCAGUCGUCGUCGCUGCUGACAGAGUCUGCACAAAAGCCUUCGAGCUGCCACCAGCUUUGCCAGGAUUGAAGCCACACGUUGUGCAGGAAGGCGAUUUUAUUUGGAUGCCGAUCUACGGUGUUCAUUACGAUCCCGAACACUUCGAGGAGCCGAAGAAGUUCAAUCCUGAUCGGUUUCUCGACGAUCCGAAGAAGGUCGUCAAUUCUGGCAGCUUCUUGAGCUUUGGAAUUGGUCCGAGGAUGUGUAUCGGUAACAGGUUCGCCCUUCUGGAGACGAAGGUUCUACUGUUCCAAGUAUUCGCUCGUUGUACCUUGAAUCCGUGCUCCAAGACUGUUAUACCAAUGGUGUUGAAUAAGAAAGGAUUCCAGAUGACGUCUCAGAAUGGAUUUUGGUUCGAUGUCGAGCCAAGAAAGAACAGGGUUUCCGUUCUUGUUAAUUCGGGGGGCGGCAGCCGAGUCGCCUUUUAGAAAUGUUUAGUUUAUACUGUUGUAUUUACGUGUACUCACGUUUCAAAUCCACGUGUGAAUAGAUGCAAACUGGUAGAACUUCGGUCGUCUGUUGAGCGAUUGGUAGAGAUGUUAUAGAUAGAGUAGUCCGAUAAGUGAAGU
Hylaeus anthracinus is the source of this 3272-nucleotide messenger RNA. RefSeq lists its product as uncharacterized. NCBI's taxonomy places the organism in Eukaryota, Metazoa, Arthropoda, Insecta, Hymenoptera, Colletidae. The record is from RefSeq and is a predicted model, not a curated record. Gene Ontology annotation, molecular function: iron ion binding; monooxygenase activity; oxidoreductase activity, acting on paired donors, with incorporation or reduction of molecular oxygen. Bases 39 to 3131 code for a protein of 1030 amino acids. The transcript has 2 exons.